AAACAAUUUAUUAUUUUUAUACUUAAUUUUCUGCCUCAAGAAAGCUAGUAAAAUUUGUUUGGAUAAUGAAUAAAGAAAGGAUGGGUAUCUUUUCCUCAGGCUUUUUAAUUCCGUCUCUCUCUCUCUCCCCUCUUCAUUUCUUUUCCUUUUCAGUGGGAACGCUGCAAAAUAUUCAUUCUGACAAGGGCAAUCCCUCUACACACAAGUGAAGACUGGAGAGAGUGAUACAUACAUAGAGAGAGAGAGAGAGAGAGAGGUCGGUGCCUUCUGAUGUAUCCCCUUGCUGUAUUUUAGCCAUAAUUGUAUGGUCAUGAGCUCUGUCUCUGAAAGAUCUUUGAUGGGUUUUAGGUCACUAUAAGCAAAAUUCUCUGUAGAUGAUGAAGCACGUGCACUCAGGUUUCCAUCACACAAGGUGUUCUCUACGGUCGUCAAGAUGAUCGAACGGAGUUGGCGUUGGAUUACCCCCAAGAAUUAAGCCUUGAUAUAAGAUAAUUAUCAAAUCGAUGGCGACGUACUUUCACGGAACUUCGGAAAUCCAAGCUGACGGGUUGCAGACGCUUUAUCUGAUGAACCCUGGCUAUGUCGGAUACACUGACACACAGCCGCCGUCUAACAUGGUCUUUCUCAAUUCCACCGGAAAUACUCUAAAUCCGGCAAGCCUGGUAAACGCGCCCCAGCAGAAUCAACACUUAGUCGGAAUCCCACUGCAGGCAGCGGCUGUGCCCCCCGGGUCGGCUGCGGCAGCAGCGCAAGAUCCUAAUCGUCCGUCGGUGCACAACCAGCAGGAGAUGUCCGCUGUCCAUGGGUUCGUCCCUCGCGUUCACUACAAUCUAUGGACGUCCACACAGGCCCACCACCACCACCACCACCAAAUUUCAACAUCCGCGGCAGCAGCUGCGGCGGUGAAUAAUUCUAUCGGUGUUGACGUUUCAUCACCACUUGGCCUCCGGCGGUCUGUCGUGCCACUGGCUCAGCAGGGACUGUCUCUCAGCCUUUCUUCACAGCAGCCGACAUAUGGGUCCUACCGGCAAGAAUCUGACCUUCCGGCAUCAGCUCCAGCUCCGGUGAUAUCUCCGACCAGCAACAACGAGAUGCGAAUAUCGGGCGGUUCUUCUUCAUCAGCAUCUGCAGUCUCCAGUGGAAUUUCUGGUAUGCAGAGUGUUAUAUUGGGUUCCAAGUACCUGAAGGCUGCACAACAGCUCCUCGAUGAAGUUGUUAAUGUUGGGAAGGGAAUCAAGGCUGAAUCAGCCAAGGGAGUUAAAGGGUCUAGCAAAAUAAGCAGAGACCCAAAUGCUUCCACCGGAGAAGCUUCGACUGGAGGCGAAAACAGCACGAAGCAAGCAGCCGAGCUCACAACAGCAGAAAGACAAGAGCUUCAGAUGAAGAAGGCCAAGCUUAUUAACAUGCUUGAUGAGGUGGAGCAAAGGUACAGACAGUACCAUCACCAGAUGCAGAUUGUAGUGUCUGCAUUUGAACAAGCGGCAGGCUUCGGUUCAGCAAAAACAUACACGGCUCUUGCUUUGCAGACGAUUUCAAAGCAAUUCCGAUGCUUGAAGGAUGCAAUUUCAGGGCAAAUCCGAGCAACAAGCAAGAGCCUAGGUGAAGAGGACUGCUUUGGAGGGAAGACUGAAGGGUCGAGACUCAGGUUUGUUGAUCAACAACUUCGACAACAACGGGCACUCCAACAACUGGGAAUGAUCCAGCACAAUGCUUGGAGACCUCAGAGAGGAUUGCCCGAGAGAUCUGUUUCUGUUCUUCGUGCUUGGCUCUUCGAACACUUCCUCCACCCCUAUCCUAAGGAUUCUGACAAACACAUGCUUGCAAAACAAACAGGCCUUACUAGGAGCCAGGUUUCCAACUGGUUCAUAAAUGCUCGAGUUCGGCUGUGGAAGCCAAUGGUUGAAGAAAUGUAUUUGGAGGAAAUCAAGGAACAAGAACAAAAUGGGUCGGAGGAAAAAACUAGCAGGAGUGAACUCAACGAGGAUUCAGGAUCAAAAUCCACUGCUCCACACGAGAACAGCCCUGCUAGAACGGACCAAGGAAAGAAUUUCAGUUCCAAGCAAGAUAACUCCACCAACCCAAAUGCUGUACCUACUGCAAUUUCAAAUUCAUCAACUACUGCUAUCAUGGGAGGAAUCAUGCGAUCCCAAACUGGUUUCUCCCUCAUUGGAUCAUCGGACAUGGAUGGGCUAAUACAAGGAAGUCCCAAGAAACCCUGCAGCACGGAGAUGCAGAAUUCCCCAAGUAGCAUUUCAGUCAUGGACAUGGACGUCAAACCUGGUGAUUCAAACAGAGAUCUCUUUGCGAAAUUUCAGAAUGGUAGACAAAGCAGAGAUGGUUACUCGUUAAUAACAGGCACAACGAACAAUGGAGAAGCAUUUGACACAUAUUCAAUUGGGGAGCUUGGUAGGUUCGACCCCGAGCAAUUCACACCAAGGUUCUCUGGCAAUGGUGUUUCCCUCACUCUUGGCCUUCCCCACUGUGAAAACCUCUCUCUAUCAGGAACCCAACAGACUUUCCUCUCCAACCAGAACAUUCAACUGGGAAGGAGACUCGAGAUGGGCGGUGGUGAACCCAAUGAUUUCUGUGGGCUGAGUACUCCUUCUCCCCACUCCUCGGCUGCAUACGAGAACAUCAACAUUCAGAACAGAAAGAGGUUUGCAGCUCAGUUAUUGCCGGAUUAUGUGGCUUGAUGGGUUCACAUCUCCUCCACCCUUCUCCGGUCUCUCCUUUUACUGCCAAAACAAGCUCAGUUGAUGAGUGCUUCAAAGGUUGCAGGUGAGCUAGCUAGCUUAGAGGAUUCAUUGCUGAACAGGAGAAAGAAAACAUAUAGAAGUCAUUUAUAUCUCGGGCUCACACUAUCAUAUCUCAUGCCUUCCCCUCCUUUGUGAGGAAGAGAGGAGAGCCUGACAAGCCAUAGUGUAAAGAAAGAAAGAAAACUUACCUAGCUAGUAUAGGUUUAUACUUGGGGAGAAUUAUUGGUGUUUCUUGAAAGCUUACAAGUUCAGAUUAUCAAGUCGGGGAAUGUAUAUUAUUUUUAUACAUUUUGGCAGAUAGAUAGAUGAAUAGAAACCAUUUAUAUUCAAGUUAGUUGUUUCAAUAUGCAAAUAUAUAAUAAUAUCAUGAUCUGUAUAAUUUACUUAUAAUAAUGUGUGUAAUUUGUUAUCCAUCACAUUUAGAGAUUAAUUGUGGGACCAAGGAUAUGUAAGUUUUGUAUAUAUUCUUCAUGCAUGAAGUUUGCAAGGAAUGCCAAUCAAGAUUAUUUGAUAUCUUCUAAA
Messenger RNA from Nelumbo nucifera (sacred lotus), 3278 nucleotides. Lineage: Eukaryota; Viridiplantae; Streptophyta; Magnoliopsida; Proteales; Nelumbonaceae. The record is from RefSeq and is a predicted model, not a curated record.